CCCCGAGAUCCCUCCGCCGGCGAAAAAAAUAGUUUCGUUCCCUGCCGCCUCCCUCAGAGGCAAAGGGGAGAGCGAGGAGCGGGGAGGGGGCAGGAAGAGGAGGAAGAAAAAGAAGAAAAAAGGAGGAGAAGGCGAAAGAGAAGCGAGCCCGCGGCGGGAGCAGAGGAGCCGGGCUGCGAGCCUCCGCCCCAUGUGACUGGCGCCCAGGGUGGGGGCAGCGAGGCCUAGCAAACCCCCCUCGCUCGCGGGCGGGAGCGGCGCCGGGGGGGCUGCGCGCCGGGCGGAGGCGGCUCUCGGACCCACCGGCGCUGCUGCCGGGGAGGAUGGUGGUGUGAGGCGCGGGCAGCGCCAGGAGGGAGGAGAAGGAGGAGAAGGAGCCGGGCGAAGAGCGCGACAGAGACCGAGAGGGGAGGGGGCUUCCCCGGGGGGGGGAAGGGGGGGUCCCGGCGUUUCAUGUGGCGCGUCCCGCCCGUCUCCUCCGGCUGAAGUAGCGAGGGAGCGGCAGGCGGGCCCGCCGAGCCGCUGGGGCGAGGCGGAGGAGGAGGGCGAAGGCAGGAAGAGAGAGGUGAUCGGGGCAGAGCAGGCACGGGAGACCAUGUCCGGGCGGCCCAGGACCACCUCCUUCGCGGAGAGCUGCAAGCCGGUGCAGCAGCCCUCGGCCUUCGGCAGCAUGAAAGUUAGCCGAGACAAAGAUGGCAGCAAAGUGACUACAGUAGUAGCAACUCCUGGACAAGGUCCAGACCGACCGCAAGAAGUUAGCUACACAGACACCAAGGUGAUUGGAAAUGGAUCUUUUGGUGUUGUGUAUCAAGCCAAACUCUGUGAUUCAGGAGAGCUUGUGGCCAUUAAGAAGGUCCUGCAGGAUAAAAGAUUUAAGAACCGAGAGCUCCAGAUUAUGAGAAAGUUGGAUCAUUGUAACAUUGUUCGAUUGCGUUAUUUCUUCUACUCUAGUGGAGAGAAGAAAGAUGAGGUGUACCUCAACUUGGUGCUGGACUACGUUCCUGAAACAGUAUACAGAGUUGCCAGACAUUAUAGUCGGGCCAAACAGACACUCCCUAUGAUUUAUGUCAAGUUGUACAUGUAUCAGCUGUUCCGGAGUUUAGCCUAUAUCCAUUCCUUUGGGAUCUGCCACCGGGAUAUAAAACCACAGAACCUCUUGCUGGACCCUGAUACAGCUGUUCUAAAACUCUGCGACUUUGGAAGUGCAAAACAGCUGGUUCGUGGAGAACCUAAUGUCUCAUACAUCUGCUCUCGGUACUACAGGGCACCAGAGUUGAUCUUUGGAGCCACCGAUUAUACCUCCAGUAUAGAUGUGUGGUCAGCAGGCUGUGUAUUGGCUGAACUGUUACUAGGACAACCAAUCUUUCCAGGUGACAGUGGUGUGGAUCAGUUGGUGGAAAUAAUCAAGGUUCUGGGAACGCCUACAAGGGAGCAAAUUAGAGAAAUGAAUCCAAACUAUACUGAAUUCAAAUUCCCCCAGAUUAAGGCACAUCCAUGGACUAAGGACUCGUCAGGAACAGGACAUUUCACCUCAGGAGUACGGGUCUUCCGGCCCCGCACUCCACCAGAAGCGAUUGCGCUAUGUAGCCGCCUGUUGGAGUACACCCCCACUGCCCGCCUGACUCCCCUGGAGGCCUGUGCACACUCUUUCUUCGAUGAACUACGGGACCCAAAUGUCAAGUUACCAAAUGGGCGAGAUAAACCUGCACUCUUCAACUUCACCACUCAAGAACUGUCAAGUAACCCAUCUCUGGCUUCGAUCCUCAUCCCUGCUCAUGCCCGGAACCAAGCAGCUGCUUCAACCCCUACAAACGCUACAGCAGCCUCAGAUGUUAACGCAGGAGGAGAACGAGUUCAGACCAAUAGUGUAGCUACAGCAUCAGCCUCCAACUCCACCUGAACCGGUACCAAGCAGCCAGCUGCACAGGAAAAAUCACCAGUAAUUUGAGUCUUGCUCAGCAACACUGGUCACAUUUGGAAAGAAAAUUAAAAAGAGGAAAAAAAAAAAAAAGCAACCAACCAACCUGUUCAUUUUAGUGUUCAAUUUUUUAUUAUUAUUAUUGUUGUUCUUAUUUAACCUUGUAAAAUAGCUAUAAAUACAAACCAGUUUCAUUGUAUUCUCACUCUGCAGGGUGUCCGGGGCAGGGGACUAGGUGGGGGGAGGAGGGAAAGCGGAGCAAUACAACACACCGAUGUCUCUCCCCUCGACAAUCUCUUCAUGUUGGAAGUUUGCUGUUGUGUACUUCAGAACCAGGACUCUUGCCUCAUGCCCCCUCCCACAACAGAAAGAAGGAAAAAAAAAACUAAACUUAAAAAAAAAGAAACAAAAACAACCAAACCCAAACCUCAUUCUCUGCUGAAGUUCCUUUUUUUUUUUUUUUUUAACCUCUUUUUUUAUUUUCUUUUUAAGUGAAGUUUUGGACUUCGAUGUAGUGCACAGCUUGAAUUUGGUCGGGAGCUUAGCAGGGGUCAUUCAACAGAGCUCAGCGUUUCUUGUCAGUGAAUCCAUAUCCCAGGUGGUCUGAAGAACUGCCCCAGCUCGGGAUGGGGGAGCCAGCAACGUGGUAGGAAAAUAGGUUGCCAUGGGGUGGGGGGAGGGUUUGCCUUGUGUCGAAAGCUUGAACCGCUAGUGGAAGCCUUGCAUUGUAAAAAUCAGUGCUAGCAACGAAGCAACCUGCAGCUUCACUAUGGGAGAAGUGUCACCCGAGUGGGUUCUAUAUAAUAUAAUACACACACAUGCACGAACACGAGCGGUUAGCUUUACUGAAGCAGCUCCUUGGCCCCCCCUCUCGUGGGCCAGGGCAGGUCAGCUCCCAUCUUCAGCAGAGAAGAGCGGACGAACAAAAUCCUCGGAGGGGUGGGGGCCCCAGUGGGGAUGAUAAGGGACUUUCUGGGAAGUGGCCACUGUGAAAGCUUGUUGGUUUUUUUUUUUUAAUUCCUUCCCUUCCCCCCCCCCUCCCCGGCCCAGCACAGGCCCUCAAUUGGAACAGGCUUCCCUUUUCCAAGGUGCGUAAAGGAAAAGGACACCAGGGUUUAUAAUGUGAACUGUAACAGUCUACUGGUUUAUUUUGUAAUAUUUUUUCUAACUGCAGUUUUAACUUGCAGGAAGCCACAUUCUGCAAUAGUUCUGAUUUUAAAUCCACAGCUAGAAUCUGUAUUUAAUUUCAUCUUUUUUAACCUCUUGCUUUUUUUGAUCUCUAUUUAUUGAUGCGUGUUGCCACGUCGCCAUUAUGUUUUUACAUUGGUAGAAUAUUAAUAAAAUACACAUCCAAGUGCUUUCAACAGUAAUUUGUACCUGCUGACUUGUAGGAAAGCUGGCUAUAUAUGAGUGUGUGUGUGUAUAUAUAUUAUAUAAAUAUAUACAUGUAUACAUAGAUACAAUACUGCUUUUUUAUUUUGUCUACGAUCUUGGAAGAGUCUGACUGGCGCGUGAGGCGAAUGCUUGUUCUUAGUCCAUCUGUUCAGGGUCCAGGUUUCCUCCUCAUGAUGACGUGUGGUGUGAGCAUCCAAAUCUCUCUUCCUGAAGUCAAAGCAAUAUUCCUCGGGAAAGGGUCAGGUGAGCGGCCGGGCACAGCCGCGGCGUAGAACUUUUUGGAGACCUGAUCUUGUCGUAGGCUUGUGGUUAGUUCCCACUUCCAGCCUUAUCCUCCUUCAGAGAAACUGUAGUUGCCUUUGGUGCUUUUUGAGCUGCUAUCCCACCUGUGGAUCGAUCUCUAAGGCAAGCGGUUGCUUUUCGGGAACGCGCGGUCCGGGGGUGGCCGGCGGUAACGGCUUCAGCAAGCCUGGCCACCGCGUGUGUUGCUCACGAGCUCAGUGUGCUGCUUCUUGUACCUUUUAUCCUGUUGACAUGGAGUUUUUUUGGAAGCUCUCGUAGCAGCCCUGUAACUGUUAAAAGCCCUGCCCCCUCUCUCUCUCCUGAUGCACAGGGGGGUUCGGGAAGGCAGGAGCUAUUUCAAGAGGUGAGCGACCACCUGCCGUGAAACUGAUAAACCCUCAUGUUAGACCCCUCAGCAAUUUGCUGUCGGGCACACACUAAAAAGUAAAUAAAGGCUUUAAAGCUUUUAGCUGUCGUUAAAUGCUGGCUGGCUGCAAAGGAAAGGUCACCCACGUUCAGAAACAGAAGGCUUUCCAAAUCCUUACAUGUGACUUCAUAGAAAGGGCUGAAGAGCAUCUUAAUGCAAGAGCUCAGCUAGUCAGUGUCCCAGAAGGUAAGUGAAGGGGCUUGGUUGACCCAGUGAUCCACAUAGAUGCAGGAGACUCAAAAAGUAGGGCAGCAGCAGGGAAUGGAUCUGCUGUACAGGCAAGACUGCUGAAGCAUUGGCCACAGUCGCUGUUAUUUGGAGGCAGUAAAUUACCCAGUCUUGAAAAAGAAACAACAGACAGACAAAGUAAGUAAUAAUAAUUAAGAAAAAUUGCUGCUUGUGCCAGGAAAUGUGGCUUUUCUUCUUUUCUUCUUUUUAUCUUCUUGUUGGAGACUGGUGGAGGGGAGUUAAGAGCUUUUCUGUGUGUGUCUCGUGUGUCUGUGUGUGUGUAUGUGUGUUAGGCUGGGGGGAGGGUCGGGGGCACCCCUCUGAUUUUAUUUCUUUUUUUUCAAGGAUCAUGGCAAGACCACACACUCUUUUAUACAAGUUAGAUCCAGGUCUUUGAAUAACCUUUUUUUGUAAAUAAGGAAAAAAAAAAAAUUAAAAAAAAACAACCACCAACAACAAAGAAACAAAGCUCCUCACCAAAUUCAAGCUUGUACAUUAUUAUUUUGGGUUGUUUUUGAGUUUUUGAGUUUUAUUGUUUUGUAUGUAAAUAUGUGGACCCAGGAACUGUUAUUAAUGAGCAAAAAGUUACCGUUCAGGGCAGUGAUUCUGUUUAAUAAUCAGACAAAAUGUAGACGAGCUUUUUAAAGCCAUAUAGUUUUAACUCUGUACAGUAGGUACCGGCCUGUAUUAUUGUAACAAUAACUCUAGCGAUGUAUAGUGUAUCUAUAUAGUUUGGAGUGCCUUCGCUUCCAUGAUUUUUUGAAUUUUAUUUCCCUUUUUUUCCCCCCUCCCCCCCCCUCCUCUUUUAUUAACAAUGUCUCCCACCCAAACCCUCAUCUUUGCUUCCCCUGCCCCCUCCCCUUUCCUCCCCUCCCACCCUGCUUUCUAACUCUCUGAGUGCUGUAAGGUUUUGGUGAUACCCUGAUCAGGAGCGGAACAAAAGGAAACCGUCUCCACCGUCAUCCAUUUCGUUGGAGCUGUGGCUUUGUUCUGGAUGUCUCCAAGUUGCCCACCCUGCCCUCUUCUCCUCCCACUCGCAGCGACCGGUUUCAUUCGGACACUUGCCCUAGCAGCUCAUUUAGACUUUGCUCGUCUCUCCCCUCUGAUCCUGUGCCCACAAGUUGUCUGGGCAGCAGCAGCUUCCAGGAGGCUCAGCCUUUCCACUCUCCCUGCGGCUGUGCCGGGGGCAGUGGCUGGGCCUGGCGAGUGGAAAGGACCCCCAGGGAGGGAAACCCCCCGUGCCCUGCAGGGAUGCUGCUCUCGGAGCCCUCUGGCCACGGUGGAAGCGGGGGCAGCGCUGUAGGAGACUGCGGUGUUUUUUUUCUGCCAGGAGAACUUUCCGUUCCCUUUCUUCUCUCUAUUUUUUCCCCCCACGUCCCUCCCCAAAGUCAGUUUUGUUUUCUUGAGAUAAUAAGUUUAACAUGACUCUUGAUUUCUUGUGCCCAGCACGAAGGCCUUGUUUCUAAAACUAGUUUGCUUGUGUUUUACUACCUUGUUAGUAUUCCACAUAAGAUUGUCUUGAAUGGGAAAACACUUAACUCUUUACCAAACCAAAGGUUGCUGUUUUAUUUCGAAGCAUCUCGUGUUCAUUCCGGUGAAGCAGAGGCUGCACUUUCUUUCUGGUGACACAAAGGUCAGUGAUGCCAAGCUGGCGGCAGCAGUCCGCUCAGAGCUGCCCUUCUCUUCUUUUACUCUUUCGGGCUUGUUUUUAACCCAGUCUGGUCUUGAUCUGUCCUUUUACAUCAGCCCUGCCGUGGGUCUCUGAGCCGGACUUGAUCGCAGCCUGUCUCCCUGACGGACACCCAGUCAAGUCGCUGGUGUUCUUUCAUAUGAAAUGUAUCUACCUUGCUAGGGAAAACAAAACAAAAUGAUCACAUGCUCAAGAAAAUUGGCUGGUAGAAGAUCCCCGAACACUUUGUCCCCUUAUUUUGAAGCCAAGCUUUACCUUCAAUAACGGCAGGUGCCUGCGACUUGCAGCUUAAAAUUUCCCCCAGUUUUCAAUACUUGGAAAAGUAGAAGUCAAAGCAGCCUGUCAGACUCAUCCUCCUGUACAAGGAACCUCAGCCACCGCAGAGAAAAAGGAAAAAAGCCGAUGAGGAAAAAGCACAGUAGGGCAUUUGGUCCAGGCUCUGCCUUUGGGAGAAGUGCCAGUGGGUGCCCCUGAGGUGGCAGCUGAUUUCCAUGGGGCUCUCAACCGGUUCUGGUCGUAGUUGGCUUCGUUUUGCAACACUGCAAUAACAGCAAAACGACAGGAAAGGAAAACAGUACCUAAGGGGUUAGCUCGAGAAAAGUAGCUUCCUUGUGUUGGUCUUUCUCAGUUUAUUUUUAAUAUAUAUAUAUAAAAUAUAUUUAUAUAUAUAUAAUUUGCUUGCCUGUAAAAUUUGCGUUCAUUAAUGUGUUGCUGAUGGAUCACUUGGGCCUGUACACACCAAUUAGCGUGACCACUUCCAUCUUAAAACCAGAAAUCUAAAAAUAUAUAUAUAUAUUAAGGACUGUGGGUUAUAUACAAACUAUUGCAUACACUUGUGCAAUUCUGUCUUGAUUUAAAGGAAAAAGCAAAACCUGUAUAACGUUAUUACUACUUGAAUGCCUCUGUGACUGAUUUUUUUUUUUUUUCAUUUUAAAUAUAAACUUUUUUUGUGGAAAGUAUGCUUAAUGUUUUAUUAUUUCCCUCGCCCCGUUCCCCUUGUAAAUACGUUUUGUUCUGUGUGACUCGGUUCGGAAAUAGUUAACUGGUACUGUAAUUUGCAUUAAAUAAAAAGUAGGUUAGCCUGGAAAUGAAAUUUAAAAAAAAAAAAAUACCAAGUGUGUGGUCUUUAUUUCAAAAACUUGCCCCUUUCUUCUCUCCUCCUCUCCCUUCUCCUCCCCAUGUACCUCACCCUCACGCCUCUUUCCACUCUGCAAGAAUAGGUGGACGUGAAUCUUCGUCAUAAUAAUGAAAAAAGAAAAAAAAAAAGACAAGAAAUAAGCAUGUUUUCUUAAAUGAGCUGUGUAAUUCCAUGCUGUUUUUUCAAGAGAUGCCGGCUUGUCUGUGAUACCGUUUGAUUUGAUGGAGAGAGGAAUCCUGGGACAUCAAUAUUUCAAAUUUAAACCAACCGAUCUUCCUUUACCGUCCACCUAUAGACAUUAACUUAAAAGAACCUGUGUAAACUGCUGGCUGUUGAAUCCUGCACUCAUGGUUGUUUGGGGGUUUUUUGGGUUGUUUUUUAGGUUUUGUUUUUUUUUAAAUCAUCGUUUGAUCCCAUUAGUAAUGUUAUUUGGUGGUGAUCUGUAAAGUUUGUCAAGACCACGUCCAGUGGACCGUUCCUCCAGCAAAUCAGCACGUAGCUAUCUCUGAGUUGGGUUUCCAGUACUGGAUAAUGUAUGUAUUAAACAUGACAUGUCUUAUUAGCGCAACAGAAAAAUGAAAAAAAAAAAAUUAAAAAAAAAAAAGCAACAAAAACGAAUAAAAUCCUUUUUUUGGGCUGGCUGACCUGGCCAAAUCCAUUCUGUCGCUAUCCUAAAGGCUAGAUGCGAGGUCAUGUGACUGCUGCUUCAAUAAAAACAAAUUUAUAUUGCA
Molecule: messenger RNA, 7809 nt
Organism: Apus apus (common swift)
Lineage: Eukaryota; Metazoa; Chordata; Aves; Apodiformes; Apodidae
Gene: GSK3B
Product: glycogen synthase kinase 3 beta
Exons: 12
Coding region: 596-1900 (434 amino acids)
Biological process (GO): extrinsic apoptotic signaling pathway in absence of ligand; insulin receptor signaling pathway; protein phosphorylation
Cellular component (GO): cytoplasm; cytosol; nucleus
Molecular function (GO): beta-catenin binding; ATP binding; tau-protein kinase activity
Source: RefSeq, a predicted model, not a curated record